Phaeodactylum tricornutum CCAP 1055/1 is the source of this 996-nucleotide messenger RNA. RefSeq lists its product with no specific name. Bases 1 to 996 code for a protein of 331 amino acids. Lineage: Eukaryota; Bacillariophyta; Bacillariophyceae; Surirellales; Neidiaceae. The transcript has a single exon. The record is from RefSeq and is a predicted model, not a curated record.
AUGAGUGGGGUAAUGGAAGCCGGUCAAAAGUGCGUGAGCGGCGUCUGCUGCGAUUGCUGGACCAACGGAUGUGGUUGCAAUGGUGCCUUCGGGGCGAUUGCCGAUGGCCUGGAAGCCGUAAAUCCAGCUAUGGAGUACUGCGCCGACUGUAUUUGGCUCAUGGGUUCGCCGCUGGCAUUUCCACUCGUGUUCUGCUUUCCUGCCGGACCGGAAACGGAUCCCCCUGGUGGUGGUUGGCAAAUUUCCAUGCUGUCCGCUCCGCUGAAACGACCGCUGAAGUGCUUGCUGUAUACGGCAUGUACACCGUGUGGGCAAUGGCACAUGCGUCGGAAAGCUUUGAAGGGAGACAUGACCAAGUACAAGUUGUGGCAAGGGAUGCACGAUGGUCCACAGUGCUGUGCUCGGCGUUGUCCGGGAGCGCCGAUCACGAUUGAAGCCGGCACGUACGGUGAACAGGACUGCCCUAAUCUCUUUCUCUGUGCUGAAGUUACAUGUCUCGCUGGAAUUUGGUCAACCUGCUGCGCCUUUCAAGUGACUCGCCGAUUGAUUAAGGACGAAUACAAUCUGGGAACAGAUCCAACCGAGCAUCGGGUCAAUUCGUGUAUCAGAUUCUUUUCGCGAUUGGCCGCACAGUUGUGUGGUUGCGCCAUUUGUUUACGCUGUUCAUCUUGCCUCGUUGGUUGCUGUGCCCCGGAUUCUGAAGGAGCGCAGGAAUGCAGUGGCGAGGCUGGACGGGCUAGUCGCGCAUGCUUUCAGUGUGUACGAAUUUGCUGGCGUGGGAUUUGGUCAGUUAAGAUUCUCGCGAUGGGGUGCAUGUCGGCUCAGCAGGACUAUGAGCUCGUGUAUGACCAACCACUCACUGUCAAACCGGUGGUAGUAUCCAAUAAAAUGGAACGUGGUCAAGAUGAGCAAAUGGAGAGAGGAGCAGUAAGUGGGGAAGAGGACGACUCGUGGUGGAAGAAGCCACCACCAGCUCAGGGACCUUCAAGAAACUAA